AUAUCACAUCAAGCUUUGAUUUUUUUGUUUCAUCUUCUCCUUCAUUUCUCUCCAUUGCUGUAAUUUUCUCACGGAUUUUUGGUAGUAACGAAAAAAUCAGAUAGUUAGAACCUCCAAGAUUUGGAAAGAAGAAAUCUUGAACAGAAAUGGAACGGUGGGUGUGUAUAUGGUGGAAAAAGUCAUCAUCUUCAACAAGGCUUUUGGGGUUGAUGGUGCCAUUAAUUGCGGCGUCGCUGCUGGUGGUUUUUGGCAGUUCUGGGUCCUCUGGUGGGCUGUUUUCGUCGAAUUAUCAUCCUUUGGUAUGGAGUUCUAUAGCUGGAGGUCAACCGGUUCUGGAGAAUUCUAACAACGGAGGUAGUGAUUCUGUAGAGAAACCAAUGGACGGCGUAGAGCCCUGGGACUUGCAGCGGAGAGUAGGUGACGUUGGAGAAACAGAGGAAGCGUAUUCACAUGACUAUGUUCCAAACCAGUCUGUUACGCCACCACUGGCCGUUGAAGAGAUAGAAAGUACUGCUCAAGAACAAUCUCUAGAGAAAGGGAAGAGUUCAAAAACUUCAACGAAUGGAUCCGCUGUCUUACCAUUUUCUAAUGAAACUGAUACUCGGCCAUUAAAUUUGAGAAUAAUAAGAAAAUUCAGCAAUUUAGAGAGGCUUGAGGCCAAACUUCAGCAAGCUCGGACUGCGAUUAGAGAUGCACAUAUGCGAAAUCAAAGUCAGGAUCAGGACUAUGUUCCAGCUGGUCCAAUGUACUGGAGUACGAAAGCCUUUCACAGGAGUUACUUGGAAAUGGAAAAGCACUUCAAGGUGUUUGUGUAUGAAGAAGGUGAGCACCCGAUUUUUCAUAAUGGUCCUUGCGGAAGCAUAUACUCCACGGAGGGAGGUUUUAUUUAUCGCUUGGAGAUCUCCAAGUUCAGGACGAGGGAUCCUGAAAGGGCGCACAUUUUCUUCCUUCCGUUCAGCGUGGCAUCCAUAGUUCACUUUAUUUACGAUAGAGGUACUACUGAUUAUUGGCGUCCAAUGAAACUAACAGUCAGUGACUACAUUCAUCUUCUUGCUGGAAAAUAUCCCUAUUGGAAUCGUAGCCUAGGAGUCGAUCAUUUCAUGCUUGCUUGCCACGAUUGGGGGCCAGAGCUUUCUAAGUCCGUUCCGGAGCUAUUUAAGAACUCGGUUCGAGCAUUAUGCAAUGCAAAUACCUCAGAAGGAUUCGACCCCUCAAAAGAUGUGUCGAUACCAGAGAUUAAUCUACCAGGUGGUAGAAUGAAUGGCUUGAUUGGUGGUCCAUCCCCAUCAAGACGACGAAUUUUGGUUUUCUAUGCUGGAGGAGUUCACGGCCCUAUUAGACCUAUUCUUCUAGAGCACUGGGAAAACAAAGAUGAAGACGUUCAGAUUCAUAGGUACCUACCAAAGAGUGUGUCAUACUUGCAAAUGAUGAGAAAAAGCAAGUAUUGUGUUUGUCCUAGUGGUUAUGAAGUAGCCAGCCCAAGAAUGGUCGAGGCGCUUUAUACUGGUUGCGUUCCUGUGAUUAUUAAAGAUCACUACAUUGCUCCAUUCAGUGAUAUUUUGAACUGGAAAUCGUUCGCCGUUGAAAUUCCAGUGGAGGAGAUUCCGAACCUGAAGAAAAUUCUAGCCGGAAUUUCUACAAGACAGUAUAUAAGAAUGCAAAGACGAGGAAUACAAGUGCGAAGGCAUUUCGAGUUUAAUUCACCUCCCAAACGAUACGAUGUUUUUCACAUGAUACUUCAUUCCAUCUGGCUCAGAAGACUCAAUGUUCGACUGCAUGGUGUCAAGGACUCUUGACUGGUUGAUAAUAGGCUGAUGGCUUUAUUUGCGAAACGUUUGGAGGAGAAAAUGAAGAACUGUAGUUAAUUUAGGAAAACUGAACAAUUUUUUAUGGAUCAGACAAACUGUAUUUUUUCUUUUAACUGUUUGAAGCAAAAGGUAGUAUUUUGUAUCAUACAUAUAGUAUAAUAUUGUAAAGGCACAGGUUAGGGUGUCACUGGCUCUAUAGUCAUGAGAAUUUCUCAGUUCCUAGCAAUUUCCAGUCGGGAAAUUGAUGUUAAGGGCAAAUUCUUACACAUUUUUCAA
Molecule: messenger RNA, 2084 nt
Organism: Olea europaea var. sylvestris
Lineage: Eukaryota; Viridiplantae; Streptophyta; Magnoliopsida; Lamiales; Oleaceae
Product: probable glycosyltransferase At5g03795
Exons: 4
Coding region: 147-1796 (549 amino acids)
Molecular function (GO): glycosyltransferase activity
Source: RefSeq, a predicted model, not a curated record